AUGAAGUUCUUGUUACUGAAUUUAAAAAUAAUCAAAAAUUGUGGAUUAAAAUAUAAACAAUAUAACUAGAUAGGAAUGGAUAUAAUUUAUGUUAUAUUAGUGAUACACUUUUUACAUUUUAACCUAAUGAAUUGGAAAUCAUGUAUAUCUAUGAAUUUGAUCAUCAUAAAGAAUAAUUUAUUAAAACUAAAUAAGUAAAAAUUAAGUCUGGUGAUAAUAGAUGUGAUUUCUUUCCUUAAUAAAGAGAAAUAAAUACUUUUACAUAAAAAUGGAAGAACUAUAAAUAUUAUAAAAACUAUUGAUAAUCGUGAAUUUAUUCCUGUUUAAUAUAUAGAAAAAUAGUGA
This is a messenger RNA of Paramecium primaurelia, 345 nucleotides long. NCBI's taxonomy places the organism in Eukaryota, Ciliophora, Oligohymenophorea, Peniculida, Parameciidae. The record is from the annotation of a GenBank genome assembly.